AAAUCAAUAUUGAACAAGUUGAACUGUCAAAUUAAGAAAUGAAACUUGGUUAUUUACUGAAUGUUGAUUGAGAAAUAUUUUUUUAAAUCCCAAAAUUGAUUAAUUUAUCAGUUUUUAUUUUUAUUUAUUCGAAAUGGAGGAUUUACCCUUUAUUCCAGGAUACACGUUUCAAAAUCCAGCGGUAUGUCCAAAAAAAAAUAUUCGUUAGAAAAAAAAAAUUGAAAUAAAAAAUUUAUUGUAACCGCAAAAUAUGAAAUAAAAAACAAAAUAUCAUCUUAGAUCCAGGAUUACAAACUAAAACAAAAAUUUGGAUUUUCAAAUGGAAUACGAGUGAUACGUGAUUCAGAUGUUGGAAUUGGUCCAAAAUCAAUUGAUGCUGUUUCCAGUGCAUAUGCAACUGAAAACAACACCUUACGAUCCAUCACUGACUUAUGGACGAGUUCAAUUCUAUCCUUAUCGACAAUUUGUACCACAUUAUACACUUUAUUCACAAAAAUGUUUAUCAUUUAAAGGAUUUUUUCGACAAAAAGUUUUUGGCUCUCAAAAUGAACAUUUUCGUAUUCGAUAUGUGAAUAUUAUUUAUUAUUUAGAAAAUGACACACUAUCGAUAAUAGAGCCAAAAAUUGAUAAUGCUGGAUUUAAUCAAGGAACAUUAGUGAGAAGAGGAAAAAUUACUCGUAAUAAUAAUAAAGGAUUUUAUCAUUGGAAACAUUUAAAUGUGGGAAUUGAUUUAGAAAUUUAUGGAGUUAUUUAUCACACCUAUGAUUGCGAUAAAUUUACCAAAGAAUUUAUGACGAGUCAAGGAAUUGAUAUUGGUGACAAGGAGGAGCCGCCAAUUGAUCCUUAUAUUUUAAAUCGAUCAAAUCAAUUGAAAGCCGCCGCCGCCGCCUCCUCCUCGUCUUUCACUAGAAUCAGUGAAAUUGAAAACGAUCCAAGAAGACGAUUUUUUCAUUACGAUGGAAUGGUUCUAUUGUUCGAUGCAUUAUAUGAAGAUGAUUUUUAUCAAAUUCUUUAUUUUCUAACAGACAACACAAUUAGUGUUCGAGAAAUUCAUCGGCCAAACGAUGGCAAAGAUCCCGUAACUGUGUUUCUCAAAAAAACACGAGUUCCCAAAAAUUGGAAAGACGUUCCCGGUUCAUAUCCAGGAAUGUCACUUGAACGUGGCGAUUACGAAAUUGUGGAAUAUUAUUCACCAAAUGACUUAAAGAUUGGAGAAACAAUUUCAAUUUUUGAACGGCAAUUCUUUCUUUUUGAUUGCGAUAAUUUUACAAGAAAAUAUUAUUCUGAAAUGUUGGGAAUCAUUCAAUCGUCACGCAUAGAACCACCAUCAUUAAAAAAUAGAAAAUCUCUAAACUAUAAAUUGUCGUCACACAAUUAUGUGCCAUUGAAAAAAAAUACAAUUCGUCAAAUUUUAAAUUUUCCCCAAAAAUUGCGAUAUUCAAUGAAAAUGGAUGCCGUACAUCCUGAAGAUGAGACACGUAUUUUUAUUUUAGAAUACAAUUUAAGUAAUGGUAAAAUACAAAUAAACGAAUGUUGUAAACCAAAUUCUGGCCGAAAAGGUGGAAUAUUUUUGUCAGCAAGACAAAUUCAAAAACCCAAUGCCAAUAUUGACGAUAAUAAUUAUUAUGGUCCUGAGGAUUUUUACAUUGGUGCAAAAAUUAAUGCAUUCAAUCAUUAUUUCAUCAUCACUGGAGCUGAUUUAUUUGUCUAUCGAUAUAUUGAAGAAAAUUUGGAAAAAUUUAGUGAAAAUUUGAAAAAUAAUAUGAGAAAUUAUUUUCUACAAUUAAAAUUAAUUGAAAGUGAUGUGAAAAAAAUUGAAGACAAUAAAAAUUUUGAUCUCGAACCAUUUAGAGGAGAAAUUGAUAAAAAUUCUUAUGAAAUGGAAAAUUGUUUGAAAACAUCUGAAAAUCAAGUUGAGGAUCAAGAAAAUGUAUUUUUAAAAUCUUCAAUGCCAAUAUGUGACAAUUUGAAUCAAACUGAGGAUCAAUUUAGAGAUGAAAAAAAUAAUAGAGAAUUACGAUGGUCCGAUAAGAUUGAAAUAAAUGAAAAAAAUCCAAUAGUCGAUAGUCCAAAAGAAAAUCUCGGAAAAGAGAAAAUAAUUAACGAGCCAGAUUAUUAUUUUUCUGAUCGUAACAAAAAAUUCCAAAUGGGCCAAUUGAAUUACGAAGAGGCAACGGAACCGCUAAAAUUAAAAUUCCCAGCACCGCAAGAGAAAUUCGUUAAAACUCCAAAUUUCAAUAAUAUCUCACUUGUCCGUGAAACUUAUAAGGCACCUAAAGUGUCUUAAGAAACUUCAUUUCGCAUUAAAAACAGGAAAAAAAAUUCAGCGCAAUAUCUUGCAAUCACUUGUAAAAAAAAUACUUACAAAGAAGAAAAAAAAAAACAAA
Molecule: messenger RNA, 2387 nt
Organism: Leptopilina boulardi
Lineage: Eukaryota; Metazoa; Arthropoda; Insecta; Hymenoptera; Figitidae
Product: EF-hand domain-containing protein 1-like
Exons: 6
Coding region: 347-2287 (646 amino acids)
Biological process (GO): cilium-dependent cell motility; mitotic cytokinesis; mitotic spindle organization
Cellular component (GO): mitotic spindle; axoneme
Molecular function (GO): alpha-tubulin binding
Source: RefSeq, a predicted model, not a curated record